CGCAGCCGGUAGAAGCAGCUUCCAUCCAGGAGGGAGAAGCGCCCCAAAGCACCAUAGUUCCGGGUGAAGAUGUUUCCCAGCUUGGAGUCGAUGGAGCGGCCUCUCUGAUGGCCGCGUGUGCCGCCCUUCUGCUCACACCCCCUCCGGUGGCUCGCCGCCUUUUCUGACGACCCCCUUUCCCCUUCCUUCCUCCCUUCCUGCCUCCCUCCCUCCUUCCCUCCCCUCCUCCUCUCCUUCUCCCGUGAACUGGAGCUGCAGAGGAUGAGCUGUUAAAGGCCGCCCCGAGAUUCAGAGCUCGUUCAGGCCGCGGGAAGACCCCACCCGAGGGAGGCAUUGGAUGAAUAUCUCCAUGAGAGAGCCCGUAAUCCCUGGGACCAGCAUGGCUUACCACCCCUUCCUACCUCACCGGGCUCCGGACUUCGCCAUGAGUGCCGUGCUGGGACACCAGCCCCCUUUCUUCCCCACUCUGGCUUUGCCCCCCAACGGGGCUGCGGCUCUCUCCCUCCCUGGGGCUCUGGCGAAACCCAUUAUGGAUCAACUGGUCGGGGCUGCAGACUCCGGCAUGUCCUUCUCCUCCCUGGGACACCAAGCGGCGGCUCACCUGAGGCCUUUGAAAACCCUCGAGCCGGAGGAAGAGGUGGAGGACGACCCCAAAGUCCACCUGGAAGCCAAGGAGCUUUGGGAGCAGUUCCACAAACGGGGCACCGAGAUGGUGAUCACCAAGUCCGGAAGGAGAAUGUUCCCCCCCUUUAAAGUGCGGUGCACAGGGCUGGAUAAAAAGGCCAAAUACAUUUUGCUGAUGGACAUUGUGGCGGCGGACGAUUGUAGAUAUAAAUUCCACAAUUCCCGGUGGAUGGUGGCCGGGAAAGCCGACCCCGAAAUGCCAAAGAGAAUGUAUAUCCAUCCGGAUAGCCCAGCUACCGGCGAACAGUGGAUGUCGAAAGUCGUCACGUUUCACAAACUGAAACUUACUAAUAAUAUUUCGGACAAACACGGAUUUACUAUCUUGAACUCUAUGCACAAGUACCAGCCGCGGUUCCACAUUGUCCGGGCCAACGACAUUCUAAAACUCCCCUACAGCACCUUCCGCACUUACGUUUUCCCGGAGACCGAAUUCAUCGCGGUUACCGCAUACCAGAACGAUAAGAUAACGCAAUUAAAAAUCGACAACAACCCAUUUGCUAAAGGAUUUCGGGACACAGGGAAUGGGCGACGGGAAAAAAGAAAACAACUCACCCUUCAGUCCAUGAGGGUUUAUGAUGAGAGGCAGAAAAAGGAAAAUGGGACCUCAGACGAGUCCUCUAGCGAACAAACAGCUUUCAAAUGUUUUGCUCAGUCCACAUCUCCGGCUGUGUCUGCGGUGGGCACCUCUAAUCUUAAAGAUUUGUGUCCCAGCGACGGCGAAAGCGAUUCGGAAAGCAAAGAAGACCCGCUGGAGGCCAGCGACGCCGGGAAAAUCACUACCACCAGCAGCAGCAGCACGGCCCUCGCCCUCCAGAGCAGUUCGGCGACCCCCGGGCCGGGCGGAGGGGCGGGAGACCCCCGGGAGAAGCACAGCCCUCCGAAGGCGCCUCUCUACCCGUCGGACUCGGCGUGCAGCCGGAGCAGAGAGGGCGCCUCCAAGGCGGCUCCGGACUCGCGACACAGCCCGGCCACCAUCUCCUCCAGCACCCGCAGCCUGGGCGGGGAAGAGGUCAAGACCCCCCCACGGGAGGAGUGCCGCGGCCUGGCCAAGGAGCCCUUCGCGCCCCUGACGGUGCAGACGGACAGCCCCGCCGCCGCCGUCGCCGGGCACCUGGCCCAGGGACCCUUGUCCAGCCUGGCCUUCCCUCCCGGCCUGGCCAGCCAGCAGUUCUUCGCCCCGCUGGGCAACGGGCACCCCCUGCUCCUCCACCCCGGCCAGUUCGCCAUGGGCGGCGCCUUCUCGGGUAUGGCCGGCAUGGGCCCUUUGCUGGCCACCGUCUCCGGCGCUUCGGCGGGCGUCAGCGGCCUGGAGAACACCGUGAUGGCCACGGCAGCCGCGGCCCAGGGACUGUCCGGCGCUUCAGCGGCAGCGGCGGCUGCGGCUGCGGCGGCGCUGCCCUUUCACCUGCAGCAACACGUCCUGGCCUCGCAGGGCUUGGCCAUGUCUCCCUUCGGAAGCCUCUUCCCUUAUCCCUACACCUACAUGGCGGCCGCGGCGGCUGCCUCGACGGCCGCCAGCAGCUCGGUCCACCGGCACCCCUUCCUCAGCGCCGUGCGCCCUCGGCUCCGCUACAGCCCCUACUCGGUGCCGAUGCCCCUGCCGGACAGCAGCAGCCUCCUCUCCACGGCCAUGCCCUCCCUGGUUGGCGUCGGCGUCGGCGGCGCAGCGGAAGGCAAAGGGGGCGGUGUCUUGGUCUCCAGCCCGGCCUCAGGAGCCUUGGAUUCCGGCUCGGAACUCAACAGCCGUUCCUCCACGCUCUCCUCGGGCUCCGUCUCCCUCUCCCCCAAGCUGUGUGCCGACAAGGAGGCCACCAGCGAGCUGCAAAACAUCCAGCGCUUGGUGAGCGGACUGGACUCCAAGCAAGACAGAGCCAGGAGCGGCUCGCCCUAGAGAGCUGCCCCCCUCCCCACCCG
Messenger RNA from Heteronotia binoei (common prickly gecko), 2598 nucleotides. It is a transcript of the gene TBX3, whose product is annotated as T-box transcription factor 3. Gene Ontology annotation, molecular function: RNA polymerase II cis-regulatory region sequence-specific DNA binding; DNA-binding transcription factor activity, RNA polymerase II-specific. The transcript is spliced from 7 exons. The record is from RefSeq and is a predicted model, not a curated record. Bases 338 to 2575 code for a protein of 745 amino acids. NCBI's taxonomy places the organism in Eukaryota, Metazoa, Chordata, Lepidosauria, Squamata, Gekkonidae. Gene Ontology annotation, biological process: heart looping; cardiac chamber development; cell fate specification. Gene Ontology annotation, cellular component: nucleus.